AUGUCAGAUUAUUUUAAUCCCAACAUACGACAGUUAUAUCCCAUCGAUCCAUCAUCAACUGCCUCCGUUGAUGCAGAAAUGGCAUUCUUGACAUCCGAUACGUCGCUGUCAAACAUCGACCCCGGUUCCUCCUAUCUUCUCUCCUCACCCCGAUUUCCAUCCCUUCCGUCCCCAAACACCAGCAUGAUCGCAGCGACCAUCCUCCACAGCUUCCGCGCUCUUCCUCGCAAUGUCCGCGACAUGAUCUGGUGUCAUGCAUUCUCCGAUGCUCAACGCCCUCGUAUCAUCGAGGUCCGCGCUGUUACCGAAGAAGACCUCACCUGGGACAUCGAUUGUGAUAACAUCAUGUUUCCUGUACCCACCGGAUCGACCGUAGUACAGUGGACAGAAGUCAAUCCACGUGCUCCAUGUUCAAUCGAAAUGGUAUGCCGGGAAAGCAGGGCCCUCGCCGGAAGCCUUUGGAACUUCUGUUUCAACGAUACACAUGCGAAGAAUAUCGGAAUGAUUGAAGUAUUUAAAGGACAUGAUGGAUUGGAGGAGGCAAAAUAUGCGGAUAUGAAGGUUGUCAAGCAGAGAUUGGGGGCUGAUUUCAAGAGGGGAAUCAAAUAUUUGGCGGAUCGGGAUAUCAUCUACUUGAGAACGAGAGAUAAUGGUACGAUGAAAGCUUUGCAAGAUGUGAAAGCUAGCACCGUGGGCAUGCAGGGUGUGAAGUACUUGGCAAUGGAUGUGUUCUUCAAACAACAUUAUGUGUUGGAGAGACAAUUGUUUCAAGGAUGGGAGAACGAGGAACCAAUGAUGAAAGGAUUGGAGGUCCUGAUUAUGGUCGGAAACUUCGACAGAGAUGAUACACCAUCGCAGGGCAAAAGGUGCUCAGAAAUGCAAGGCUUAUCAUCUAAGCUUGCGGGACAGUUGACCCUCCAUGAAAGAACUGAUGGCGAUUGUGAUAUCAUCAUGGAUGAAUCACCAAACAACAAUGUGUAUUCCACUUUUAAAAAUUUGGGUAUGUAUGAAAUGUUCCGCACGGGAAACAUAGAGAUUGGAGUGGUCACGGAAAUGGAUGAAGUAGCGUUUUUUGAAGAUCAAAGCAUGGAGGAAUAA
Messenger RNA from Sclerotinia borealis F-4128, 1098 nucleotides. The record is from the annotation of a GenBank genome assembly. Lineage: Eukaryota; Fungi; Ascomycota; Leotiomycetes; Helotiales; Sclerotiniaceae.